Messenger RNA from Mytilinidion resinicola, 744 nucleotides. RefSeq lists its product as uncharacterized. NCBI's taxonomy places the organism in Eukaryota, Fungi, Ascomycota, Dothideomycetes, Mytilinidiales, Mytilinidiaceae. The transcript is spliced from 5 exons. Bases 1 to 744 code for a protein of 247 amino acids. The record is from RefSeq and is a predicted model, not a curated record.
AUGGCUGUAGAUCUAUAUCGAAUUAGCAACCACGAACACCAUCACAAAGAUGAAAAUUGCUGGCUAUACUCGACUUGGAGUAUCAGCUACGCACAUAGCAACGAGACCACGGUCCACAGCCCUCCUAGAUAUCCACCUCGGCCCAAUCCCUACGACGGUCAUGCACCAUGGGUCUAUCCUCUAUCCCUCGAGGUGCCCCUCAGCUGCCUCUCCAGGCCUUCACAAGAUCUAUCUAGUAAUCACACUUUGUCGAGUAUGAAAUUCCUACCUUCCUCCGAAACAACAAAAUACUCGACGGCGCAAUGCGAUCCUACCGCAGUCACGGUACCUUUGAAACUUGCCGCUGAGAAGAUUGCCCAAUAUGCAUCUCCAGCCUCCAGAGCUGCUUCGAUUAAAGCCCACUCCGUGAAGCAACCUGUAGUGACGGCCGUCGACGACGUACUCGAAAAGCUCGUUUUGAAUUCGACCUCCACCUUGCCGAUACCAGCACCUUACCUUAAAGAGGCCGCAUAUUCGCAGACGGCCGAUCGACGCACCCUCAAUAUCAUCGCCGUCGUGGAGCGACUCGCUCGCGCCAAAGAGGCCGGUGACUAUAAGAGUGCGGCAAGGAUGGACAUGAAGACACUCAAGCAAUUUGCGAAGAUGGUGGAUGUAGACAUUGAUGGGAAGAGUGGUGGAUAUUGGGGGUAUAUGGUUGAUGACAGGGUGGCCUGCAAAGGGCGUAAGGUAUGGAAUCUGGGUUGA